Molecule: messenger RNA, 759 nt
Organism: Pieris macdunnoughi
Lineage: Eukaryota; Metazoa; Arthropoda; Insecta; Lepidoptera; Pieridae
Source: the annotation of a GenBank genome assembly
AUGUCGUUGAGCGCGACCGUUCAGACGGUGCGCGGCACAAGGACCAAUAGCCUCGACCAUCUUGAUUUUCAAGAGCGCCGGCAGCUGAUUGCGAGCUCGUUGUCUUUAACGGAUUUCUUACAUGUUGGAGCGAAAGAGGUGGCGGCUGUCGCUGCCAAAAAACAAAAUGGUACAGCGGUACGAACAAAUAGCUUGGGUUCCGGUGCGCGCACGCCACCCGCGGAGCGAACCAAGUCGAAAUUCUCAGCAUUCGGUAGACUUUUUAAGCCAUGGAAGUGGAAACGAAAAAAAAAAUCGGAGAAAUUCGAAGCAGCCUCUAGAACUUUAGAAAGGAAGAUAUCCGUCCGAGCCAAUAGAGAAGAGUUAGUCCAGAAAGGUAUUCUCCUACCAGAAAGUCCAGUCACGCCCGUACCCGAAGGUGAUGAAGAAGAAUACACAGAUAACAGAGCCAGCGAGAAGGGUCCGACGAUAACAAGCAUGCACGCCGCCCUGCAAGCACAACUCGCGUCGCACGUCGCACAUCAGCAAGCGGCUCUAGCAGCAGCUGUUGCAGCGGCGGCGGCUGCACACCACCACCCGCAGAAUAAUAAUGUCAUAGCGGUGAGCCACGGAUGGUACCGUAAACAGUGGGCUGUGUUCGCGAGGCGCGGGCGCGGUGCCGCGAGUGGGGCCGCGCGGCCGGCGGCCGCCGCCUCCUCCGCGCCCGCCCGCUCGUUCCAUGAUGGGCUACAUCAUGGGCUGUGCAUGCCUCAGAGGUAA